AGUGCGAGGAGCCGCCGCCCCCCCGCGCAGGGCGCCAUGUUUUGGAAGUUUGACCUGCACACGAGCUCGCACCUCGACACGUUGCUGGAGCGGGACGACCUGAGCCUGCCCGAGCUGCUGGACGAGGAGGACGUGCUGCAGGAGUGCAAGGUCAUCAACCGAAAGCUGCUGGACUUUCUGCUGCAGCCGCCACACCUGCAGGCCAUGGUGGCCUGGGUCACCCAGGAGCCGCCGGCCAGCGGCGAGGAGCGGCUGCGCUACAAGUACCCCAGCGUGGCCUGCGAGAUCCUGACGUUGGACGUGCCCCAGAUCAACGACGCGCUGGGUGCGGACGAGUCCCUCCUGCACCGGCUUUAUGGCUUCCUGCAGAGCAGCGGCAGACUCAACCCGCUGCUGGCCAGCUUCUUCAGCAAGGUCAUGGGCGUCCUCAUCAACCGCAAGACCGACCAGCUCGUGUCCUUCCUGCGGAAGAAGGACGAUUUUGUGGACCUGCUGCUGCGGCACAUCGGCACCUCCGCCAUCAUGGACCUCCUGCUGCGCCUCCUCACCUGCGUAGAGCGGCCGCAGCUGAGGCAGGACGUGGUCAACUGGCUCAAUGAGGAGAAGAUUGUCCAGCGGCUCAUCGAGCAGAUCCACCCAUCGAAGGAUGACAAUCAACAUUCCAACGCAUCCCAGUCCCUGUGCGACAUCAUCCGCCUGAGCCGGGAGCAGGUGAUCCAAGUGCAGGACAGCCCGGAGCCUGACCAGCUGUUGGCCACCCUGGAGAAGCAGGAGACGAUCGAGCAGCUUCUGAGCAACAUGUUGGAGGGGGAGCAGAGCCAGUCCGUCAUCGUGAGCGGAAUCCAGGUGCUGCUGACGCUGCUGGAGCCCAGGAGGCCCAGCUCUGAGGCUGUGACUGUGAGCGACUUCUUCAGCGGCGCGCACGGGCAGCUGGAGCUUCUGGCCCAGGCAACCCUGGGCCACGCCGCGUCCAGCGUGGGGACCCUGCAUGCCCUGCGCCCACGGCUCAGCCGCUUCCACCAACUCCUGCUAGAGCCGCCUGAGCUGGAGCCGCUGCGCACGACAUGGGGCAGCCUGGCCCCACCGCUGGGCAACACGCGGUUGCACGUGGUCAAGCUGCUGGCCAGCGCCCUGAGCGCCAGCGAUGCAGCCCUGACCCAGGAGCUCCUGGCGCUGGACGUGCCCAACACCCUUCUGGACCUCUUCUUCCACUAUGUGUUCAACAAUUUCUUGCACGCCCAAGUGGAGGUGUGUGUGAGCACGAUGCUGAGCUCUGGGCCUCCUUCCAACAGCAGCUCUGACACACCCGCCCAGAACCCUGUCGUGAAACACCUGCUGCAGCAGUGCCGCCUGGUGGAGCGCAUCCUGACCUCCUGGGAGGAGAACGACCGCGCGCAGUCCGCAGGGGGCCCUCGGAAAGGCUACAUGGGCCACUUAACAAGGGUGGCCAACGCCCUGGCGCAGAACUCGGAGAAGGGGCCCAACGCCGAGCAGCUGGGGCAGCUGCUGAAGGGGCUGCCAGAGGAGCAGCGGGAGCGGUGGGAGGUGUUCGUGUCGGGACCCCUGGCGGAGACCAACAAGAAGAACACGGUGGACCUGGUGAACACCCACCACCUGCACUCCUCCAGCGACGACGAGGACGACAGGCUCAAGGAGUUCAACUUCCCGGAGGAGGCGGUGCUGCAGCAGGCCUUCAUGGACUUCCAGAUGCAGCGCAUGACUUCAGCCUUCAUCGACCACUUUGGCUUCAACGACGAGGAGUUCGGGGAGCACGAGGAGAGCGUGAACGCGCCUUUCGACAAGACGGCCAACAUCACCUUCUCCCUCAACGCCGACGACGACAACCCCAACGCCAACCUGCUUGAGAUAUGCUACAAGGACCGGAUCCAGCAGUUCGAUGAUGAGGAGGAGGACGAGGAAGAGGGCCAGGGUUCGGGGGGGUCUGAUGGAGAGGAUGGUGCCUGGCAGGGCGGCCAGCUGGCCAGGGGGGCCCGCCUGGGCCAGCCCCCGGGUGUGCGGAGCGGAGGCAGCACAGACAGCGAGGACGAUGAGGACGACGAGGACGAUGAGGACGACGAGGAUGGUGACCGGCGGGUGGCCCGUGGCAGGGCUGGGCCCACCUGUCAUCCCAGCCCCGGCCCCCAGCCUCCGGGCCCCAGCUGGACAGCUACCUUUGACCCAGUGCCUGUGGAUGCCCCAACCGGCCCCCAAGCCUGCAGGGAGAAGGAACCUCACUCUGGGCCCCCUGCCCCACAGGAGCCCCACAGCGGGCCCCUGGACCUCCCUGCCCCAAGCCCAGCUGGCCCUGCAGCCCCCAGCACCCUGCAGCUCAGGUCUCAGGAUCCCAUCCCUUCCUCAGCACCUCAGGAAGCCACAGACGGCAGCAAAGUAGCAGAGCCCUCGGCCCCCUGCCACGCCUUGGUCAGUGUUGGGGACCUCCAGGCCACCCUCAGAGGGACGCACUCCGCCCCCAGCUCCUUGGACAGUGCAACCAGAGACCCUGCUACCUCUGUCCCGGCCCCCAGGGCCCACCAGCCCCCCCAGACCACGGAGGGAGUGAAGAGCCCAGAGUCCUUGGGUCUCCCCCGAAGCCAGAGUGCCCUGGCCCUCGAGCCACUUCCGAUGCCCAAUGGCUCUGCCCCAGGAGGGCCGGCGUCCCCGGGCUCCCCGUGA
Molecule: messenger RNA, 2673 nt
Organism: Lipotes vexillifer (Yangtze River dolphin)
Lineage: Eukaryota; Metazoa; Chordata; Mammalia; Artiodactyla; Lipotidae
Gene: PPP6R1
Product: protein phosphatase 6 regulatory subunit 1
Exons: 23
Coding region: 37-2673 (878 amino acids)
Cellular component (GO): nucleus; cytosol
Molecular function (GO): protein phosphatase binding; protein phosphatase regulator activity
Source: RefSeq, a predicted model, not a curated record